Molecule: messenger RNA, 2662 nt
Organism: Stegostoma tigrinum
Lineage: Eukaryota; Metazoa; Chordata; Chondrichthyes; Orectolobiformes; Stegostomatidae
Product: ral guanine nucleotide dissociation stimulator-like 1
Exons: 23
Coding region: 59-2368 (769 amino acids)
Biological process (GO): Ras protein signal transduction; positive regulation of GTPase activity
Cellular component (GO): plasma membrane
Molecular function (GO): guanyl-nucleotide exchange factor activity
Source: RefSeq, a predicted model, not a curated record
UUCCGGUCAGUCAGCUUGCCGAAGCAGUCAGAUUUCCGUCAUACUACUCAGAAUAAAAAUGGCAUCAGGAGAUGAGCUUCCAUCCCAUCUCACUGUCGAUACCCCCAACGUUCAAAUUCUUAACUCUGAGACCUCAAAAAGACUCGUCGAAAAUUUUGUAAUCGCUCUCAUGAACAAGGAGCGUUUCUACAUCCGCACAUUCUUUUCGACAUACAAAGCAUAUACCACUGCUGAAAGUGUGUUGUACAUCCUCCUGGACAAGUCUAAAACCUUUGACAGCCCAAACUCUGAGAAAGAUGAAGAACCAGGUUCACCAAAAGAGACAGCAACAAUUUCAAAUUCUGGAAAUGUUGACAGUGCAAAUGGUGAGGAAAAUGGAAGUUGUGUUUCUUCAGGAUCCAGCGAAAUAAUUGCUGAAUAUGGAAGCUUUGACACCUCAGAGGCAGAAGAGAUUCCAGUAAUCGAUUCAGUGAACACAAACAUCGGGAACAAUGAUAACAUUCUGAGCUGUGAGGAGCUUGAAAAUCCAAUUCCUCCAAAGACAGUUGCUGAGAUCAGAAAGUCUAAAACCUUUGACAGCCCAAACUCUGAGAAAGAUGAAGAACGAAGUUCACCAAAAGCGACUGCAGACAUUUCAAAUUCUGGAAAUGUUGACAGUGCAAAUGGUGAGGAAAAUGGAAGUUGUGUUUCUUCAGGAUCCAGCGAAAUAAUUGCUGACUGUGAAAGUGUUAAGUCCAAACACUGUCCGAAUUCUGAUGAAAUUCAGAAUUUAAGUUCACCGGAGAAGGGAGCGACAGUCAAGAAAAGCAUAGACUUCAACAGAUCAAGCUUUCUAGAAGAAUAUAAUUUCAGUCCUGCAGAAAAGGAAACACUAAUGAAAAUUGCUAUUCCUGAAAUUCUCGAAAUCUGGCUGGAGGAGUCUGCCGAAGACUUUCGUCAAGUUCCAACUUACUCUUGUCUCCGGAAGGUACUUUCCUACUUGAACCAAACAGUGCCAGGGUCAGAUGCUGAACAUCGGGCCCAGAAACUCCUGAGUCGGUUUUUGGCGGAGGAAACAGCGGAGAAAGAGAUGUUCAAAGGCUACCGUAGAAGAGUCAGAUUCUAUGUGGGAGAAGAACACGACCAAACCAUCGAACAAGUUGACGAAAAGCUCCUGUCCUACCCAUCACGCUUCAUUGCAGAGCAGCUGACUUUUAUGGAUGCUGAUCUUUUUCGGAAACUUGUGCCCAGCCAAUGUUUAGGGUCCAUCUGGUCUCAACGAGGGAAGGAAGAAAAACAGCAUCUGGUAUCAACCGUCCAGGCCACCAUGACACAGUUCAAUAAUGUUACAAAAUGUGUCACCAGCACCAUAUUAAGACCUCAACAGUUGAAACCAUGGCAGACGGCUAAAAUCAUUGAGAAAUGGAUUGAUGUUGCCCAGGAAUGUAGGACUUUGCAGAAUUUCUCGUCAGCGCAUGCAAUUACCACGGCAUUGCAAUCGAAUAGUGUGUUCAAUUUGAAGAAGACUUGGGCAGCCGUGUCAAAGAGCAGUAAGACAACAUUUGAAGACCUUUCAAACAAUGAAGAAGAUAACUUUAUAGCAAGUAGAGAGCUGCUAAUGGAGGAUAUCGUUCAGGGAAUUGUGCCGUACCUGGGAACUUUCUUAACAGAAUUUUCAGCGCUGGAUUCGGCUUUCCCGAAUUACCAUUCAAAUGGCUUGAUCAACUUUGACAAGAGACAAAAAGAAUAUGAAAUAAUUUUGGGUAUCAAAUCCCUGCAGUUUGCUUGCUCAUCUUACACCCUUCGUCCAAACGAGAAUUUUCUAGACUUGUUCUUUAUGCAACAAUACUUAAGUGAGGAUAGCGAGUACGUAACUGGUAUUGUAGGAGUGUGCAGCUCCUCUGAACUCGAGAAACCGCCAAAGCUCAAAAAGAGUGUGUUUAAACGCCUCAGCUGCCUGUUUUCAAAGAGAGGUGUUAAAAUACACAACACUCAAACUAAAAGCUCUGAGCAGCGAGCAUCCCUUCAGAAUGAGGAUUCAGACGACAGCAUUACCGCAGCCAGCAUUUUAUCCGAUUCCAGCCACUUGGAAAUGGAAGAGCCGAGCACUUCGCAAAAAGCGCCGGAAAAGCCAUUAAAAUCCGUGGAUCCUGCCUCCUCUGGAGGUUUAUCCAACAGUGGUGCAUCAGCAAAACCAAAUUAUGACACAGCCAAGUCUGGGAGGCGUGCAGGUUUGGGCAGCUGCUGGUGUGCAACACGUCGGAGGGACAACCGCCAGAAUGAGAAAAGCUGCCUCAUCCGAGUCAGAUUAGAGGAGGACAGAGCACAAGAAUUCAAAACUAUUUUGUGCUCAUACUUCCGGCCGAUGCCAUCCUGUAUUACGCAAUGAACAAGGAAGCAAUGUUCGAGCCUCCUUCCCAAUGUGAAUCAAUGAGCUCUGGUGAGGAAGGGCGUUAGAGAGCUCACCGCCCUGAUUUUUGAGAGGUCGUAUGUAUUUUAUUUCCUUCUCCUCCUGUAAAUCGCUUGGUGCUCGACAUAGGAUUCACUAAUUAGACAUUUACACAUAACCACUUUAAAAUUAAAAUGGUUCAACAUCGAGGCUAUGCCAACAAUACCAGCCACAGAUAGAAGAGAAAAUCAUCUGAGUUCUUUGUCUAAGUUUGUUUCUAAAAAUAGUGUUCAA